AAAAAAGAAUUGCUACAGAAGAGUGAAUGAGUGAGAUUCAUGUGAGUCGCUACACACACUGACUCUCUCUCUCUCUCUCUCUCUCUCUUUAUCUCACUUUGAAUCAAAAGCAACAAACUUGUUAAAACCCAACAACCCCUUUUUGGUGUUAUAUUUGAGCGCUGAGCCUUCUUCUUCUGGGUUUGGUUUUAAUGGCUUCAAGUGCUUCAAGGUUCAUCAAGUGUGUGACAGUUGGAGAUGGGGCUGUUGGGAAGACCUGCAUGCUUAUUUGCUAUACAAGUAACAAAUUCCCCACUGAUUAUAUACCCACAGUGUUUGAUAACUUCAGUGCAAAUGUGGUGGUUGAAGGCACCACUGUUAACUUAGGACUCUGGGACACAGCUGGGCAAGAGGAUUACAAUAGAUUAAGGCCAUUGAGCUACAGAGGAGGAGAUGUCUUUGUCUUAGCUUUCUCACUAGUUAGUCGUGCAAGCUACGAAAACGUACUUAAAAAGUGGAUCCCUGAACUUCAGCAUUAUGCCCCUGGCAUUCCCGUGGUUCUGGUUGGCACCAAAUUGGAUCUUCGUGAGGAUAAGCACUAUUUGGCUGAUCAUCCAGGAAUGGUGCCUGUGACGACUGCACAGGGUGAGGAACUCCGUAAACAGAUUGGUGCUGCAUAUUAUAUAGAAUGCAGCUCAAAAACUCAGCAGAAUGUGAAAGCAGUUUUUGAUGCUGCAAUCAAGGUGGUUAUCAAACCACCACAGAAGCAAAAAGAGAAGAAGAAAAAGCCACGUCGCGGAUGCCUAUUAAAUGUUUUUCGUGGGAGCAGUUUCGUGUGUCUCAAAUGAAACAAUCUACCUAAGCUUUGACCUUGGCUAUGUCACCCAGAAGAUUUCCAUUGUAGUCAGGCUGUAAGGAUCCUGUUAGAUUUAUUUCCAUGUGAUGUCUGAAGAAAUAUCGGAGCUCUAUGGCUAUUUUCUUUCACUUUCUUUUUCUGUUUUUAUUUUUAUUUUUUAUUAUUAUAAUUAUCAGGAAAUCGUAUAUCCUUGGAAACUAAUCUUUGUGUUAUUUGUUCAUUGUAAAGAAUUGAAGUUGAAAGGUUUUUCUUUUUCUUUUUCUCAAACAAGAGACUGGUUUGCUAUUCAUAGUAGUCA
Quercus robur (English oak) is the source of this 1133-nucleotide messenger RNA. RefSeq names its product rac-like GTP-binding protein 3. NCBI's taxonomy places the organism in Eukaryota, Viridiplantae, Streptophyta, Magnoliopsida, Fagales, Fagaceae. The transcript has 8 exons. Gene Ontology annotation, cellular component: cell cortex; plasma membrane; cytoplasmic vesicle. Gene Ontology annotation, molecular function: GTP binding; protein kinase binding; GTPase activity. The record is from RefSeq and is a predicted model, not a curated record. Gene Ontology annotation, biological process: small GTPase-mediated signal transduction; regulation of actin cytoskeleton organization; regulation of cell shape. The coding region runs from base 192 to 827 and encodes 211 amino acids.